Molecule: messenger RNA, 672 nt
Organism: Budorcas taxicolor (takin)
Lineage: Eukaryota; Metazoa; Chordata; Mammalia; Artiodactyla; Bovidae
Gene: OXLD1
Product: oxidoreductase like domain containing 1
Exons: 2
Coding region: 53-514 (153 amino acids)
Cellular component (GO): mitochondrion
Source: RefSeq, a predicted model, not a curated record
CCGCCUUUCACGGCCGCCUGCGGCUCGUGCGCAGUGAGCCAGGCCGCGGGCAAUGCUGCUGAGGAGGGUAACAGGGGGAGGCCGGGCGGUGAUUGCCGCUAUCCUCGGCAGGUGGCCGCUGUCCAGCUGGGACUGGUGCCAAAAGCUUCCUGGAGGCGGCAACAUUCUUCACAGGAUCCAAGUCCGUGAAGCCCACAGAGAGUUUGGGAAGAACCAUGUGGAAGUGGGGUCCCAAGCAGGUGCAGCGGGCACCAGACAGCCCAAGUCCUCCCUGCCAGGUGGGGGCCCCUCAGGACCCCUGUCCCCACCACCACCUGAGCUCCAGCCGCCCACCAACUGCUGCAUGAGCGGCUGCCCCAACUGUGUGUGGGUGGAGUAUGCAGAUGCGCUGCUGCAGCACUGCCAGGACGGUGGGGAGCAGGCCCUGGCUGCCCUGGAGGAGCACGUGACUGAUGAGAACCUCAAGGCCUUCCUCCGGAUGGAGAUCCAGCUCCGCAUUAGGAGAGGAGGCUGAGCCACCUGGCCAGACACCCUCACCCUGACACACUCAGAAUCCCGCACCACCACCUUUAUCCACGGCCCGUUCGUGCUGCUGGUGUCGGCAGGAGUAGGAAGAGUUGUUCAUUGACUUUGCCUGAGAAUAAAUACAUUCUCUGUGGUGGUUAGACAGCA